Molecule: messenger RNA, 2259 nt
Organism: Cordyceps fumosorosea ARSEF 2679
Lineage: Eukaryota; Fungi; Ascomycota; Sordariomycetes; Hypocreales; Cordycipitaceae
Product: Protein kinase-like domain protein
Exons: 3
Coding region: 1-2259 (752 amino acids)
Biological process (GO): protein phosphorylation; mitotic DNA damage checkpoint signaling
Cellular component (GO): nucleus; cytoplasm
Molecular function (GO): protein serine/threonine kinase activity; ATP binding
Source: RefSeq, a predicted model, not a curated record
AUGUCGAGCCAGGAUUCAUCCAAUAGCUCUUCCACUGUGCCCAUCGCGGAGCUUCCGUCGUUGUCAACGGCCCCAACACCACAUUCAAACAACGACGAGCAGGUUGUCUUUCAUCACGGGGCAAAGCGGCCAUGUUUUGGACUGCUCACUGUGCCAGCUGCCCAGGAGGUGCAGGCGGGUGAGGAGGAGGCGGAAGAUGAGGAGGCGGAAGAUGAGGAGGCGGAAGAUGAGGAGGUGGAAGAUGAGGAGGCGGAAGAUGAGGAGGCGGAAGAUAAGGAGGCAGACGCGGAGGAGGUCGGCGAGAAAAAGGCGGGCGAGGAGGAGCCGCAGCUACCAGCCCUCAGGCCCGAAGACAACAGUUCCCCGCUUGACUUAUCACCGCUACCCCUUCAUGCGUCUCCAAUUUCCUCUUCCUCUUUGACCGAGUACGGGGCGGCGGAGGACGCCGCGGCGGACAAGGAGAGGGAAGUGGAAGAGAUGUUGCUCAGGAGCCUUGCCCUCAUGACAGUGACGGAGAAAACUCUCCCGGAAAACGUGCGCGCAGCCGUGUCGGUCCCGAAGUCGGGUGACCCGAGUGGCGUCUAUAAGGGUGGCUUGGAAGUCGGCACCGAGAGCACCGAACGCACCGAGAGCGGUCUCUCGCCUGAUCUCUUUCCGCUUGUGGGAUACGGCACUGAGGAUAGCCUCUUGCCAAAUCAAACUCAGCUCUUGGGAUUUGGAUCCGAGGGCGGCCCCGCGCCUGACCUGUCUCAACUUUUGGGAUACGGCACUGAGGGCAGCCUCUUGCCAAAUCAAGCUCAGCUCCUAGGAGACGGCACCGAGGGCGGCUCCUGGAUUGAUCAAUUUGGGCUCUUGGGAGACAGCACCGAGGGCGGCAAUAGCGAGCAGCGGAAGAAAUGGAACAUAGUGCAGGGAUCCGCCAUCAUAGGCUUCGACUUGCACAUGCAGGCCGAGACGCAGGCAGAGAUGCCGGCUGCGACGCAGUACUGGUGCAGCUUCGUCUUUGACCCGGCAAGCGAUUCUGUGAUUGCCCGCAACCAGGGCAACGGGGAGAUCAGCCUGUACGCGCUCCAUGUAAACACAGAGACACCAGCCGUCCGCCGCGAAUUCUACCGGUCGCUGAAGCCCGACCAUCACACGCGCAUCUCCCCGGGCUACUGGCUUGUUACGGCAGACCACACGACGGACCAGAAUUGCUGGGCCGAGGUGCGACUGCUGCCGCGCAAGUUCAGGUGCAUCUACACGCAGGUCGUGCUCCCGGCCUCCAAGCGCCCCAGGCCGGAUGACGACGACAGUCAGGCCAUCACCGACAUCGGACAGAGCUCUGCAUUGGGUGCCAUGGCCAAGGAAAACCCGAUGCUGAUCCCGCAGACGACGAGGAUACAUGUCUUGUCGCCCGUCUUGUCGCUGGAGGCGAAGGUCGAGGCGAAAAACACGUACACGCUCGACUGUCACCGAUACAUCGUUGGGCCGCACGGCACGAGAAUAAUCUUCCUCGCCACACAUUCUGGGUAUCACGAGUAUGAAGAGCGCGUUGCAGUAAAGCUCAUCAGAGGGAACUCUCCCGACGAUGUCGCGACAUUGGCGAAACGCUGGACGAAGGAGGUUUUGUUUCACACGCUUCUACAUGACCCCUCGAUUGUCAAAUACCUCGGAAGUGACAGUCGCUUCCUUGCCAUCUUCACCGAGUACCUGCCCUACGAUGGCCUUGCAGACACGUCGCCUAACGGGAUGUUCAAAGGGUCCGCAGAAGAUGCAGAAAGAGUGCUCAAGGACAUUUCUUCGGUGCUCGUGUACCUGGAAGCCGAGGGCAUCUUGCACAACGACAUCAAGCCGGGCAACAUCCUCUACGACAAGCAGCGAGGCGCCGUCUUGAUCGACUUUGGGCUGGCCUCCUACGUGGGUGACGGGGAUCUCUCCGGCGGAACAUUGCCGUACGUCCCCCCAGAGGUGGAAGCGAAGCAAGUCCGGGGGCGGGAGGAUACCCGGUCUCGGUGCCCGAAAAGUGAGAUAUACUCGCUCGGGGUGACGAUGCUGUAUCUGCUGAGGAAGACAGAUCUGCCAGACAUGAACCGCAAGAAGUUCGUCUGGAAAAUGUUUUCGGGAUCCCUCAAGUACCAAAAAUGGAAAGCCGAGGUGACCACAAUGGCAGAGAGCAUUCCUGGCAGAAUCGGCAGCAUUGUUCGGCGUAUGCUGGCGGAGUCACCCCAGGACCGAAUAUCAGCUCAGGAGAUUCUCGAUGAGCUGGAACGGAAAUGA